AUGGAGCGAGGAAUGGAGCGUGGAGCGGAACGGAGCGAGGAAUGGAGCGAGGAGUGUAGCGUGGAGUGGAACGGAGCGAGGAAUGGAGCGAGGAGUGGAGCGUGGAGUGGAAUGGAGCGAGGAGUGGAGCGUGGAGUGGAACGGAGCGAGGAAUGGAGCGUGGAGUGGAACGGAGCGAGGAAUGGAGCGUGGAGUGGAACGGAGCGAGGAAUGGAGCGUGGAGUGGAACGGAGCGAGGAGUUGAACGGAGCGUGGAGUGGAACGGAGCGAGGAGUUGAACGGAGCGAGGAAUGGAGCUUUGAGCGAGGAACGGAGCGUGGAGUGGAACGGAGCGAGGAGUUGAACGGAGCGAGGAGUGGAGCGUGGAGUGGAACGGAGCGAGGAAUGGAGCGAGGAAUGGAGCGUGGAGUGGAACGGAGCGAGUAA
Molecule: messenger RNA, 426 nt
Organism: Oncorhynchus mykiss (rainbow trout)
Lineage: Eukaryota; Metazoa; Chordata; Actinopteri; Salmoniformes; Salmonidae
Source: RefSeq, a predicted model, not a curated record